Molecule: messenger RNA, 3084 nt
Organism: Lucilia cuprina (Australian sheep blowfly)
Lineage: Eukaryota; Metazoa; Arthropoda; Insecta; Diptera; Calliphoridae
Product: neprilysin-4-like
Exons: 1
Coding region: 68-2131 (687 amino acids)
Biological process (GO): protein processing
Cellular component (GO): plasma membrane
Molecular function (GO): metalloendopeptidase activity
Source: RefSeq, a predicted model, not a curated record
UACCAAACAAAUUAGUAAGAAUUUUCGAAUAGCAGCAUUAAAAUCAUUUCAAUCUCUUGGGAAUAAAAUGAAAGUUUUUUCAAAUAAAUCAACAUUUUGUGUCUGUUCAAUAAUUUACAUUUUAAUUACAAUGCAAUCAUACGUGUUGAGCUAUAACGUUACAAAAUUCAAUACGCCAGCAGCCCGUCAAAUCAUGCGUUUGUCCAAAUCGGCCGAAAUGCGUAUCUAUAUGAAAACCGAAGUGGAUGCUUGUAAAGAUUUUUACCAAUACGCCUGCGGUAAUUGGCCAAAUAUUAAUCCUGCACUUAAUGAACCUAAAACAGGUAUAUUUGCCAUUUUGUCCAAGGCCUUCGAUCGUAAGAUAUUGAAAAUUUUACAAGGAACAAAAACUUUAGAAAGUACAGAAACUGAUACAAAAGUGAGGCAUUUUUUUGAAUCAUGUAUGCAACGUUUUCAAAAGAAUGAUAACUAUACAGAAAAUCUCAUAAGCAUAAUGGAAGAGUUUGGUGGCAUGCCUGCUCUGAAAGGUGCGGCUUGGCAGGAUACUAAAUUUGAUUGGCUAGAGACUAUAGCCCAGAUAUUACGAAAAUAUGGCUAUAAUAUAAUAUUGGGUGUAGAUAUCAAUUCAGAUUUAACCAAUAAUAAAAUAAAUCGUUUAUAUAUUGGUCAAUUGGAUGAUUUAAUAAGCAAUAAAUCUAAAGAAUAUUAUUAUGGUUUGUCCUUUUUAUGGCAAAUGCAAAUGCAGUCAGUAUUGGGCUUAUCUCCUGCACUAGCUUCUAACAUAUCCCAGGAAAUUACCGAUUUUGCUCAAAAUUUAGCUUCUGGUAUGAUAGAUCCUAUGGAAGGUUUGGGUAUAGAAGAAAAAACUCGUUUAAGAUCGCUGGAUGAAAUGUCCCAGAACUAUGGUCCUACUAUUAAUUUUACACAAUUUGUUAAGAGCUGGCUGGGUUACGAUUAUCGCUUGCCAGUCUAUGAAUAUGUUGAAAGCUAUAUACAAAAUUUACAUGACUUGAUAGUCAAAACUCCACGUAAAGUCUUAGCCAACUAUAUUAUGUGGGAAUUAAUACAAGAUUUUCGUUUGGAGACUCAAAAAAACGUUGAGAAGCAAAUAGAAAAAUGUGUGGAAGUCACUAAAAAACAUUUUCUAAAAUAUUUUAAUAAUCUCAUCUACAAACAACUACUUACCGAACAACCAGAAAUUAUUGAAGAAGUAAAAUCUAUGUGGCAACAACUAAAAUUAUCUUUUGAAAACAUAUUGCUGGCUUCCUCCUCCGGCUGGAUGCUGGAGUCUACCAAAAACAAGGCUUUGGAAAAGUUAUUGGCCAUGGAAAUUGAAAUAAAUGCUUAUGAGGAUGUUGAUUUUCAAACAGAAUACAGUUCAUUAAAAAUUUUAUCAGGUGAAUUCUUUGAAAACCUUAAAAGUGUUUUACAGCUGAGGGGACACAAUUUCAGGAUGAAAUUAGAAGAAGCACCAAAAUUGGAAGAGCAUAAAAAGCUUAGUUUUACACCAGCUUAUGCGGCGGAAUAUAAUCGUGUUAUACUACCCGUAGCUUUCCUACAACCUCGUUAUCUUUGGGAUGAUGUUUAUCCUAAAGCUCUGAAAUACGGCACUUUGGGCUUCAUAAUGGGCCAUGAAAUGGCGCAUGGCUUUGAUGAUACCAUACGUAAAUUUGAUGCUAAAGGAAAUCUUAAUAAUUGGUGGGAUCUCAAUGCCAGUGCGAUCUUUGAUGCACGCAAAGAAUGUCUACGUCAGCAGUAUGGCAAACAAAGAUUUGGUGGGGAACUGCUGCCCAAAACUCAGGCUCAGGGAGAAAAUAUUGCCGAUAAUGUCGGCAUACGUAUUGCCUAUGCUGCCUAUGAGAUGUGGUUAAGUGAAAAUUAUCAUACUCCAGAACAUUUACCCCAUAUGGACUCAAUAAAUGCCCGCCAAUUAUUUUUCAUAAGUACAGCCCAAAUGUGGUGUACAGAUAUUAAUCGUAUUCUACAUCAUAUACUUAUCACUACCGAUGUUCAUCCACCCGAAGAAGUUCGUGUACGUACGAUGUUUGCCAAUUUCGAUGCAUUCGCUGAGGCAUUUGAAUGUCAACGGGGUUCACAAAUGCAUCCGGUUAAGAAAUGUAUUAUUUUUUGAUCAAAUAAAUUGUAAGCUAUAAAUAAGUUAAAGGUUUUCUUCACAGAAGGGGGAAGGAUGGGGGGGGUUGUUCUAGAUUGAAGUAUUGUGAAUGAAUUGUUCACGACAAGUUCACGAUAGCAAUUUUCCUUUCGCGGGAAAUGAAAAUUUUUUAUUGGCGAUAUGGGUUAAUAUUGUUUUUGAUAUGGAUAAUUUUUUGUAGGAGUUAACUAUUUUGCAGGGGUAUGUAUUUUGUUACGGUGCGUCAUAUUUAAUCAAAAGGUAGUUUUUGAUAUUUUUGUAGCUUAGGGCAUUUUGAAUUUCAUAUGACAAUAUAAACAAAAUCUUAAAGAACAAAACGUCAGCAAACAUAAAAUCCGGACAAUUUCGCUAACAUUUCAUCGAUUUUUAAGUAAAAACCAAAAAGAAAAAAACGAAACUUGCAAAGAAAAUUUAAAAAAUUUUCAAAACAAAAAGGAAAACAUAACUUUAAUUUGAAAUAUUUUAAGUCUAGGCUUUAGAACUUAUUCUUUAAUAUUAUUAAAUUUUGCCAAUGAAAGCAGGUCUCUUACUAUUUGUGCUGAAACUUUUUUCUUUGUAGAGGUUUUAUGAUAUAUUUGCAUAUUAGUCCAGUAAUUUAAAACUUUUUCUACCGAAUGCUCGUGUGAACUUGGUAUUAUACAGAAUUAUUAUAAAAUUCGCAAGGUUUAAAUUAAGAAUGGACCUUUGAUCAUUAAUGUUGAUUUAUCUUUUUAUUUUAAAUCUCAAUGAAAACUUUAUGCUAAUUUUAAUUUUUUUUUUUUAAUAUUAAAAAAUUUUAUGUAAAUUUUACUGGACUUUUUCAGCAAAAACUUGCUGAUUUAUUUUGUGAUAAAAUGUAAAAAAAAAAACAACUUAUUAAAAAACAAAAACAUUUUAUCAAACAAAUGCUCUUUAGUACGGAAUAAAUUCUCUGUCGAAACGGUUGAAAAAUA